Molecule: messenger RNA, 1893 nt
Organism: Meloidogyne enterolobii
Lineage: Eukaryota; Metazoa; Nematoda; Chromadorea; Rhabditida; Meloidogynidae
Source: the annotation of a GenBank genome assembly
AUGUCAAAUAUUGUCGAAAACAAUUCGGAGGAAACAGAAGUGCCCCAAUGUUCUAUUCAUGAUGCUGGUGAUGGAGCUGAUUUAACCUCAUUUUCAAUACAUAAAAUAUCAAGAAAAGAGGAUGCAAUUUCCCCAGAACCUAAGAAAUUGAGGAACGAUCCAACCUUAAAAUAUGAACAAGUUUAUCUACGUGCAAUUCCAAAGGCUUCGCAAUAUGAAAAAUCAUUUAUGCACAGAGAUACGAUUACACACGUUUUGGCAACAGAAAAAGAUUUUAUAGUAACGGCAAGUCAAGAUGGACACUUGAAAUUUUGGAAGAAAAAGCACAAUGAAGGAAUUGAAUUUGUUAAACAUUUUCGAUGUCAUUUAAAAGAAUUUUCUGAUAUAACUGUCAACCAUAAUGGUUCUUUAAUUGCUACAUGUUGCACACAAGAUCGUUCUGUCAAAGUUUUUGAUGUCGUUAAUUUUGAUAUGAUUAAUAUGUUUAAAUUUGAAUUUAAUCCAAGAAUUGUUUGUUUUGUUCAUCAAGGUUCUGAUCUUGUCAAUGCUCUAGCUGUUUCUGAUGCCCGUUCUGGUAAUAUAAUUAUUGUUGACUCCAAUGGGAAUAAUGAACCAAUUUAUCUGCUUGAUAAGCUACACCAACGGCCUGUUAUUUUAAUGCAGUAUGCAGCAAUUCCCGAUGUUACAAUUUCUAUAGAUGACAUGGGAAUGAUUGAAUAUUGGUCUGGAACAAAAUCAAAUUAUGAAUUUCCUACUUCUGUUGAUUUCAAAUAUAAAAUGGAUACAGAUUUGUAUGAAUUUUGUAAGAUAAAACAAAUUCCACGUUCAAUGUCAAUAAGUCCAAAUGGAAGAAUAUUUGCCAUUUUUGCUAGCAAUUGUUUUAUUUAUAUUUUUAAUUUAUUAAGUGGCAAAAUAAUUUUAAAAUUGGAUGAAACGAUUGAAAAAUAUAUUCAAAUGGGAAAUGAAACAAAAGGAAAUGGACUUCCACCAAUGGAAUGGACUCGUAGAGUUGCUUUAGAAAAGGAAAUGGCGACAAGGGAUUCUUCCGUGUUUCGCUACAUAAAAUUAAUUUUUGAUGAUUCUAGCAACUUUAUUAUUUAUCCAACUCCGUUAGGAAUUUCUGUUUAUAAUUUGGUCACAAAACAAUUGGUUAGACAAAUUGGGACGAGUGAAAAUUUGAGAUUAUUUGGCAUUGCAUUGUGUCGAGCAGUUCCAAGUGUUACGGAAAAAUUACAAGGCGCAGCAACAAGUGUGCGUGUUGAAGCAGCCGAAAAUCCAAAUUUGAGGAUAUCAGAACCUGAUCCAAUGCUGGUCGCCACCGCUUACAGAAAAAAUCGUUUUUAUUUAUUCACAAAUGUAGAGCCUUAUGCAGAAGAAAUUGAUGGUUCUACAAGUUAUAACAGAGAUGUAUUUAAUGAAAAACCUUUGAAAGAAGAUAUGAUAACUGCUGUUGAAUAUGAAAAUGCUAUGCAACAAUCAAAAUUGAGCACACAAGCUGUUAUUUUCACCACAUAUGGGGAUAUUGUUAUAGAAUUGUAUCCAGACAAAGUACCCAAAACUGUCGAGAAUUUUUGUACGCAUGCGAGACGUGGUUAUUAUAAUGGACAUUCGUUUCAUCGAGUUAUAAAAAAUUUUAUGAUUCAGACUGGUGAUCCAACAGGAAAAGGCACAGGAGGAAAUUCAAUUUGGGGUGAUGAUUUUGAAGACGAAUUUCAUCCACAAUUGAGGCAUGACAGAGCAUUUCGUGUUUCAAUGGCAAAUGCUGGACCAAAUACUAAUGGCUCACAAUUUUUUAUAACAGUUUGUCCAGCUGAAUGGUUAGAUGGAAAAAAUACAAUUUUUGGACAAGUUUUGGAAGGGUUUAAUGUUGUACAGGUUUCUUCAUUUUUAUAA